AUGGGUCGUCAUAUCAUUCAAAACGACUGCGAAACGCCAUGUAAUAACUGGGACGAGUCCACAGAGAUCAGUUACGACAAAGAAAUACAUUAUUUGAAUCCGGUCGAGACGAAUACAAUCAGACUCAUCUACAAAACAGCUCACACUUUUGAAGUUCACAUCAACGAGAACGUGUUCGACGUUCCGGUCAGACUGAAGCCUGGCAAUGCAUUAACAAAGUUUACUUGCGAAGGCGAUGUUAAGUGCCAACAUUUGUGUGCCACUUACAAACCUACAUAG
Messenger RNA from Bursaphelenchus okinawaensis, 279 nucleotides. Lineage: Eukaryota; Metazoa; Nematoda; Chromadorea; Rhabditida; Aphelenchoididae. The record is from the annotation of a GenBank genome assembly.